GGCAAGCCCAAAAGCGCAUGCGCCCAUGAGAACGCGCCUCUGGGAAUCCUACGCUGUCUCGGUGCCGCGCGAGGGCGGGGGUCCUCCCUCGACUUGAAGCCGCCUCUCUCGCGGUUACCUUGGCGACGACGCGACGCGACGCCCCUCUUGCCGCCUCAGCGACGCCGAUCGGGCUUCCUUCGGCCGCCCCGCCAUGUCGCUGCGGACGUUGCCGCUGCUCGUCCUCAACCUGGGCGGAGAGAUGCUCUACAUCGUGGACCAACGGCUGCGCGCGCAGAGCAUCCCGGGAGACAAGGCGCGCCAAGUCAUGAAUGACAUCAUUGGGGGCAUAUUCAAUAAAAAGUUUAUGGAUGAGCUGUUUAAGCCGCAGGAGCUUUAUUCCAGGAAAGCCCUGAGGACAGUAUUUGAGCGGUUGGUUCAUGCCUCCAUCAUGAGACUGAAUGCCCCCAGUAUGGAUAAGCUUUAUGAUCUAAUGACUAUGGCUUUCAAGUACCAAGUUCUCCUCUGCCCUCGACCCAAGGACCUUCUGCUCAUCACUUUCAACCAUCUGGAUGCCAUUAAGGAUUUCGUCUACGAAUCACCCAAAAUUUUGAACCAAAUUGAUGUUACUUUUCGGAAGCUCAUUGAUACUUACAGCUCACUCUCUGCUGGGGAACUUCAGCUUAUCCGGCAAACACUGCUCAUCUUUUUCCAAGACAUACAUAUCAGGGUUUCCAUUCUCCUAAAAGAUAAAGUGCAGAAUUCAAAUGGCCAUUUUGUGCUGCCAACCUCAGGUUCAGUUCCUUGGGGAACAGAGAUCCCUGGACUCAUCAGACUUUUUAACAAUAAAGGAGAUGAAAUUCAGAGGAUUCAGUUCAGCAGUGGAGGAAAUUACGUUCUUCCUUAUCGGGAAGGCUCAUUUGACCUUCAUGGAGACAGAGUCAUUAAACUGGGAACAAACAUAUACAGCAUCAGCCGACCUGUAGAGACAGAUGCAUCAGGGGCCACUAAAAGCUUGGCAUCUCAUGUUAAGGAGAACACUGCUCCCAACCCUCUUGCUAAAGAAGAGCUGAAUUUGUUAGCCAGGCUGAUGGGUGGCUUGGAGAUCAAGAAUCCCCUCAUCAAGGAGGCUGGUUUUCGUCUGAAUCUCUUUACCACUGAUGAGGAGGAAGAACACGCUGCCCUGACUCGUCCAGAGGAAUUAUCCUACCAGGUUAUCAACAUCCAUGCAGACCAGGAUCAACAACGGAACGAGGAGCUGGAUCGCAUCAUGGGGGAAUUUGAGAUGUCAGAACAGCACAGUGAGACAACCAGCAAGGGGUGUGAUUUGUUGGCAAUGAUGGAUAAGCUGUGAUCCUCAGCUCUGGAGAGCCACACAGCUUUGAUGCCAAGGAAUGUCAGGACACACCAUCUUGAUGGGAACAGCACCUAAGUCCUGUAGAAGAGAAUGGCUAUCUUAGCUAUCCAUUUUGUUAGGACAUAAGAUUUGGAAAGUGUCUGAGAUCUGUUUGACAGCCCUUUUCUCUGGCUUUAGGGAAAUGUGGGCACAAGUGUGGGAGGACACUAUGGGACAGCAAUUUUGUUCCUUGGUUAUUAAUGGCUCUGCUCAAGUGUCAUGUAGUUAGCUUACUUAAAAAGAAAGCCCACAAAUCCUCCAGAUAAGUUCUGUAAAUAAAAAUACAUACCAUGAGAUAACAAUUUACAUUACUGUGAAAGCCAAGUUUACAAUGAUAUUGCAGCUAUUUUCCUUUUUAAAUGAAAAAACUGCUACCUUGUUUAUUGUAGAUUUUUUAAUGCUCACUCCAGUAAGAGUUUUUGUAAUCAAAACCUGAGUAAAGAAAGUUACUGCUUGCCCAGAA
Molecule: messenger RNA, 1838 nt
Organism: Candoia aspera
Lineage: Eukaryota; Metazoa; Chordata; Lepidosauria; Squamata; Candoiidae
Gene: OSCP1
Product: organic solute carrier partner 1
Exons: 10
Coding region: 194-1333 (379 amino acids)
Biological process (GO): transport
Cellular component (GO): plasma membrane; cytoplasm
Source: RefSeq, a predicted model, not a curated record